This is a messenger RNA of Camelina sativa (false flax), 1563 nucleotides long. Lineage: Eukaryota; Viridiplantae; Streptophyta; Magnoliopsida; Brassicales; Brassicaceae. The record is from RefSeq and is a predicted model, not a curated record.
AUGGAGUCGUCAUCAAGGGCUACUAUGAUUGGAGAGAAAGAAAUUUGCAGUAUUUGUUCUUCUUGCGGAAAACUUGGACACCUGAAGAAAGAUUGUAAGAGCAUACGAGAUCAAGAUAGGCAGAUACAACAACCUAUUGAAGAAGAGGUUGUUAACAAUAUUCUCCCAGACGAGGUUCUUUGUCAUGUCUCACAACCUAUUGAUGAAGAUUGUAAGAACAGACGAGAUCCUCAGGAUUGUCUUAGCAUUCUCCCUGACGAGCUUCUUUGUCAUGUCUUGUCUUUCCUUACGACGAAGGAGGCUGCCUUGACAUCAGUAAUCUCCAAGAGGUGGCGCAAUCUGUUUGCAUUUGUCCAUAACCUUGACAUUGAUGAAUCUGUCUUUCUUCAUCCCGGUAAGCGUCAAUGUAACAUAACUCGACGGAGGUUCCAGAAUUUUGUUAAUAGAGUAUUGGCUCUGCAGGGUACAACUCCCAUUAAGAAAUUCUCCCUCAAAUGUACUGAUGUUUAUACAACAAAUUUAGUGGAUGGUUGGAUAAGUAAUGUGUUGGCCCGUGGUGUUUCCGAACUUGAUCUAAAAAUCAGUUUGCAUUUGUACUAUGAGUAUCUGCUAUCUUCAAAAAAUUUCCAGAGCAACAAUCUAGUUAAGCUGAAAUUAGACAGUCUUUAUAUUGAUGGGUUGCCUGGAGGCAUAUUCUUACCAAUGCCUAAGCUGGAGGAAUUAGUCCUGGUUGAUAUAAUCUCGAGAAAGGAGGAUAUCAACGUGUCUAAUGCAAGCCUCAAGAGCCUAACAAUCGAUAACAGUUUUCAUUCUGGCACUUAUUCAUUUGAUACACCUAGUCUUAUUUACUUCUCUUACACUGGUUUUGUUGUCAAUGACUACACCCUAGUUAAUAUGGAAAACUUAUCUGAAGCCCAAAUCAGACUUUUGGCUACUCGUUAUGAAGUUAAGAGAGCAAGAGCAGCGCCAAACAAUGAUCAUUUACCUAUUAUAGAGGGUUUUUUAUCCCGAUUUACAAAUUUGGGGAAGCUGAUGAAUGGCAUACGAAAUGUUCGGUAUCUGGACUUGUCUGGCGAGACUCUCGAGGUGCUUUCUCUAUGCUGUGAAUCAAUCAUGCCAGUUUUUACCAACCUCAAAUCGUUAACUAUUAAGAGUGACGCAAGUCGAGGAUGGCAAGCAUUGCCAGUUCUUAUAAGGAACUGUCCGCAUUUAGGAACUCUAGUCAUUGAGGGUCUCUUGCACCAAGUUACAUAUAAAUGCGGGGAUGCUUGUGACUGCGUUUCUCGAGAGGAUAAGGGUCGGUCACUCACAUCUUGUCCAGUAAAAUUGUUAGAGAUCAAAGCGUUUCAAGGAAGAAUCGAAGAGAUGCACAUGAUAAAGCAUUUCUUGGACUAUUUUCCAUGUUUGAAGGAGAUAAAGAUCUAUAUGGAAAGGAAUGGUUCUACACAGCUCAAAGACCCCGAAACGUCCGAAGUCAUCAUCAUAGAGAAGAUGAAACUCUACAACACGCUAUACAGUUGCAACGUCCAGCUUCUAGUCACUGGUAACUUGUAUAAGAAAUAA